Molecule: messenger RNA, 312 nt
Organism: Symbiodinium necroappetens
Lineage: Eukaryota; Dinophyceae; Suessiales; Symbiodiniaceae
Source: the annotation of a GenBank genome assembly
GCCAGGGAAGGCAUAUGCGGAGAGCAACGCCGAAGGCUCCUCUUGGGCAACUUUCUGGGGAGACGAUGCCAAGGCGGCCGUCGGUCUUCCAACUGGCGCAGGCACUCCGAUGCAGGUCGUCAUGGCGCGCACCGAGGGUCAGGUCUUCCGGGAGCGUGUCGGCUUCGUCGUCCUUUGCAUCAUCGGCGCCUACUGCUCCAUGAGGAUUCUCGUGGAGCUGCGCUACAUCCUGGAGCCCUUCCUUUGGGCAUUAUUCCUCGUCAUGGCCUGGAAACCUGUCGUGGACGGCAUCGAGCUACGUCUCGAGCUGAU